AUGGUGAAGUCUUGGAUACUAAACUCUGUUACAAAGCCAAUCUAUGGUAGCAUCUUGUGUUUCAAUGAUGCAUCAGAGAUCUGGAAGGAUCUUAUGGCAAGAAAGCUUAAGACUCUUUGGGAUGAUCUUGAUGGUGCAGACUGUGUAAAGACUUGUCACACGUGUGCUUGUUGCAAGGCAAUGGCUACUAAGACAGAGCACACAAAGGUUAUCAAGUUUCUUGUUGGCCUCAAUGAUUCCUAUUCUAAUGCCAGAAGUCAGAUAAUCAUGAAGAAGCAUGUUCCGGAUUUGUCAGAAGUCUACAACCUGUUGGAUCAAGACUUCAACCAACGCAGCAUCUCUCCUUUACAGAAUGCGAGUGCCUUUCAGGUUGCUUCACAUGACACCAUCCCUGCUUCUAUCAACGCCACUUAUAACUCUAAACCUCUGAGACCAGUAUGUUCUCACUGUGGUUAUAAUGGACAGACUAUUGACAAGUGCUACAAGAUUCAUGGCUAUCCGCCAGGAUUCAAGCACAAGAAGAAUCCUAAUGAUAAGUCUCCACCUACUGACAAGCAAUCCAACAAUGUCAAACCAGUCGUGGCUCAGUUAGCUAUCAAUGACUCCAAGCAGAUUGAUGAUACGGUUCUCAACACUCUUUCGAAGGAUCAAAUUCAAAGUGUGAUUGAGUAUUUUAACAACCAUCUUUAA
Brassica oleracea var. oleracea is the source of this 690-nucleotide messenger RNA. RefSeq lists its product as uncharacterized. The transcript is spliced from 2 exons. Bases 1 to 690 code for a protein of 229 amino acids. Lineage: Eukaryota; Viridiplantae; Streptophyta; Magnoliopsida; Brassicales; Brassicaceae. The record is from RefSeq and is a predicted model, not a curated record.